This is a messenger RNA of Vigna umbellata (rice bean), 690 nucleotides long. The record is from RefSeq and is a predicted model, not a curated record. Lineage: Eukaryota; Viridiplantae; Streptophyta; Magnoliopsida; Fabales; Fabaceae.
AUGGUGCAUUGUUCAAGCUCUUUUGUUCAUGGUUUCACGCGCAGAUUCUUUGGCAAACCGUGUUUUAAAACUGCUAGCAUCUAUGGAGCACUGGAGUCAUUAAUAAGCACAGUGAAUGGAUCAACAAGGAAGCCAAUAAAAUAUGUUCUUUGUACUGCACUUAGUUCUUGUGGAAAAACCCGGAAUUGGCGUUUGGGUAUACAAAUCCAUGCUUUCAUGAUUCGAUCUGGAUAUGAAGAUAAUUUGUUCCUCUGCAGUGCACUUAUUGAUUUCUAUGCCAAAUGUUUUGCUAUUCUGGAUGCAAAGAAGGUAUUUAGUGGCAUCAGAACACAUGAUCAGGUUUCAUGGACUUCACUAAUUACGGGAUUAUCGAUCAAUGGACAAGGAAUAGAUGCAUUCUUGUUGUUCAAAGAGAUGCUAUACACCCAAAUUAAGCCCAAUUGUCUUACCUUUGUUAGUGUCAUUAGUGCCUAUGUUGGGCAAAAUGGUGGCCUUCAACAUUGCUCCGCACUUCAUACUCAUAUCAUCAAGCAGGGAUGUGAUACUAACAAUUUUGUGGUCAGCUCAUUGAUUGAAUGUUAUGCAAAUCAGGGACAAAUUGAUGAUGCAGUACUCUUAUUAGCUGAAACUAGUGAGAAGGAUAUUGUUAUGUACAAUUCAAUGAUCUCUGGAUAUUCUAAAAACAUGUAA